UCGACAUGUCCCGCGGCCGCGACGAGGUCCGCCAAGCCAUCCUCGACUCUGGCAAGGAGUACGGCUUCAUCCAGGUGGUCAACCAUGGCAUCUCCGAGCCGAUGCUGCAUGAAAUGUACGCGGUGUGCCAUGAGUUCUUCGAUAUGCCUGCGGAGGACAAGGCGGAGUUCUUCUCUGAAGACAGAAGCGAACGCAACAAGCUCUUCUGCGGCUCCGCCUUCGAGACCCUAGGCGAGAAGUACUGGAUUGACGUCCUCGAACUCCUCUACCCCUUGCCUUCGGGCGACACCAAGGACUGGCCCCACAAGCCACAGAUGCUCCGGGAGGUUGUUGGGAACUACACCUCGUUGGCAAGAGGCGUGGCCAUGGAGAUCCUGCGGCUGCUGUGCGAGGGACUGGGACUCUGGCCAGACUUCUUUGUCGGGGACAUCAGCGGAGGCCGCGUGGUCGUCGAUAUCAACUACUACCCGCCUAGCCCGAACCCGAGCAGGACGUUGGGCCUGCCGCCACACUGUGACCGGGACCUUAUGACCGUCCUCCUCCCCGGGGCCGUUCCUGGCCUCGAGAUCGCCUACAAGGGCGGCUGGAUCAAGGUCCAGCCCGUGCCAAACUCCUUGGUUAUCAACUUCGGCCUACAGCUCGAGGUCGUGACCAACGGGUAUCUGAAGGCUGUCGAGCACCGCGCGGCCACCAACUUUGCCGAGCCCCGGCUGUCAGUGGCCUCGUUCAUUGUGCCGGCGGACGACUGCGUCGUCGGCCCUGCGGAGGAGUUCGUCAGCGAGGACAACCCGCCACGCUACCGCACCCUAACCGUCGGCGAGUUCAAGCGCAAGCACAACGUUGUCAAUCUGGAUUCCUCAAUCAAUCAGAUCAUUAACAUCAAUAACAACCAGAAGGGAAUAUGAAGCAGAACCAGGAGAAAGAGGAUUUGCAUCACUUCCUCGAUCGUUCGAGAAAGGCCAAGUGAUGCCAAGUUUUAUUCUAAUGUCUCUCAAGUCG
This is a messenger RNA of Hordeum vulgare subsp. vulgare (domesticated barley), 999 nucleotides long. RefSeq names its product mugineic-acid 3-dioxygenase-like. Lineage: Eukaryota; Viridiplantae; Streptophyta; Magnoliopsida; Poales; Poaceae. The record is from RefSeq and is a predicted model, not a curated record. Bases 6 to 905 code for a protein of 299 amino acids. The transcript has 4 exons.